AUGCUGAUGCCAGGGCACUUCUGGCUGCUCCUGAUACUGCUCUUGGGGGACUCAAGCACAAGUGUCUCGCACAAGUUCUACAAACCUGGGUCUGUCUUCAACUGCCUCAACACAGCCUUGUGCAAGGUGCAGAAGAACCAGAGGGAGGAUAUUCCCCUUCUAAGUAAGCAUAGCUUCCACUACCUUCCCAGUCAAGACCAGUCUCCCAGAGAGGAGAAAGAGGAGGAAAAAGAAAAUCUGGACAAGGAAAAAAGGACUUUCCCUGGCUCUGGGGGUGGAGGUGGUGCUGGAAGCACCCGGUACAAAUAUCUGCCACAAGCACAGCACAAAGGGAAGCUGUACCAGGACAAAGGCAAAAGUGACCAACGCACCAAGUUCACACUAUCCCUCGAUGUUCCUACUAACAUCAUGAACAUCCUCUUCAACAUCGCCAAGGCCAAGAACAUGAAAGCCAAGGCAGCUGCCAAUGCUCACCUGAUGGCACAGAUUGGGCGAAAGAAGUAGAUGCAGAGGCCCAGCAGGAAAGCAGUACAUCAAGACAGAGGACAAGGGCAGAGAGUAAAGUUGGGAUGGAGGCUGUAGCAUCCAGUUGGUGUGAAUUUAAAUGAGCCAUCCAAUUUCAAGGGUUGCUUCACUGCUGAGCCCCUUGCAUCUUUUCUUGCAGCCAAUCCAGUUUUCCUUCUCUGUACAAAGGCACAAAAGUUCAGUAUUGUUUAACAUUUGCAAAUAUUAGAUGUUAAUGUCUCUCUCUAUCUCCUUUCUUGUUUCUCAUGGCAAGAGGCAAAGUUCAUGCAUUCCUCCCCUCCAGAUUUGUCCCUUCUGGCCACAUGCCUGAGAAGAGAGAGUUCAGAGUUCUGCUUCUCUCAAUGCAUCAACUCCCACCAUGAGGAGAUACUCUGUCACCAUCUUGUCAACAAAUC
Messenger RNA from Cavia porcellus (domestic guinea pig), 920 nucleotides. RefSeq names its product urocortin-3-like. The coding region runs from base 1 to 504 and encodes 167 amino acids. Gene Ontology annotation, molecular function: hormone activity; corticotropin-releasing hormone receptor 2 binding. The transcript has a single exon. Gene Ontology annotation, cellular component: extracellular region. NCBI's taxonomy places the organism in Eukaryota, Metazoa, Chordata, Mammalia, Rodentia, Caviidae. The record is from RefSeq and is a predicted model, not a curated record. Gene Ontology annotation, biological process: adenylate cyclase-activating G protein-coupled receptor signaling pathway; hormone-mediated signaling pathway; digestion.